AUGGAUAAAAAUAUUCUAAGUAUUGAUAUUGGAACUUCGAGUGUCAAAAUUUCAAUAGUUACCAUUCAUAAUAAUUCUUAUGAAAUUAAAUCACAAUCUAAAUGUUAUUAUGAUACUCAACGUAUACGUGCUAAUAAUCUACCGCCUAAUUAUUCACAACAAAAUGUAAAAAUAAUUUUCGAAGCAAUCGAUAAUGCUUUAAAAUCGAUAAAAUUCGAUGGUCAAAUCGAUUCGAUUACUGUUUGUGGACAGAUGCAUAGCUGUGUUCUAUGGAAUCAUCGUUUAUUUGACGAACCAUUCGAUCCACAAAACUUAAGAUUCGAUAUGAUUAGCGAUAAUUAUGAUUGGACUGAUGGACGAUGUAAUGAAGAAUUUUUGAAAACAUUACCAAAACCAGAUAGUUUUGCCGAUAAAGUUAGUUCUGGAUUUGGAUGUGCAACAUUGUUCUGGUUAAAACGUUUUAAACCAGAUUAUCUAAAUCAAUUCGAUCGAUGUGGUACAAUUAUGGAUUGGUUUGUAUGUUUAUUGUGUCGUUUGAAUAUUGUUUCAAUUAGCAUUCAUAAUGCUCAUGCAUGGGCAUAUUUAGAUCCAAUUAAACCUGGCUGGAAUUUAGACAUUCUGAAACAAGCCGAAUUCCCUGUUCAUCUAUUGCCCAAACCAGUCGAAUCGAAUGUUAUCGUUGGACAAACACAAUUUCAAUGGCAUUCGAUAAUUAAACCUGGAAUUCCAGUCUAUGUUGCGAUUGGUGAUCUACAAGCAAUGAUGUUUUUAGCAUUUAAAGAUAAUCCAGAUGCAAUAGUGUUGAACAUGAGUACAGCAGCACAGAUAUGUCGAUUACUUGUUGACAAAGAUCUAUCAUUAAAAAUACCACGAAAAUCACAACUACCCAUUCAAUCAUAUGAUUAUUAUCCAUUUAAAAAUAAUGAAUAUCUAUUGGUUGCACCAAGUCUAAACGGUGGAAAUGUAUUACAAUCGUUUAUGGGUUUUAUUCAAUCGACCGUCAAAUGUUUAACAAAUAAUGAUUUAACCAGAACAGAAAUUUGGGAAAAACUUUUUCAUCAAUUUCCAACAGAAUUUUCAAAUAAUGAUCAAUCUGAUGAAGAAAAUUUCAUAUCGAUUAAACCAACAUUGUUUGGUGAACGACAUGAUUUGAACAGUGUUUUUACGGUAAAUAUAUCCGGAGGAAAACAGCCAUCAUUAUUCAAUAUAAUCAAUUGUUUAUGUUUUGAAUUAAUACAAAAUGUAUUCAAUAUGAUGCCAAAUGUAUCGGAAACAAUUCAAAAUAAUUUCAAACAAAAAAUACAAACAAAAUUAAUAUGUACAGGUAGUGUAAUAGCUAACAAUCCAAUUCUUCAACGAUCAUUAUUGUUAGUAAUUAGAAGAAUUUUAUAUGAAAAUAAUGAAAACAAAAACAACAAUGAUAUGUUAUUAUUAUCCAACCUGUUGCAAUCAUCAUUAAUCGAUAUAGAAUAUGUUGACAAAUGUGAUGCUGAUGUUGGAUGUGCAUUGUUUAUUGUAUCGGAAUCAAAAUGAACAAAAACAAAAUGUUUUUACAGCUGUUUGUUUUUAUCGAUAAUAUCUGUACAAAUAAAACUCUUCAAUUAGAAUGCUAUAAAUAUUCGAUGAUCGAUGAUGAAUCCAACCAAACA
Dermatophagoides pteronyssinus (European house dust mite) is the source of this 1649-nucleotide messenger RNA. RefSeq names its product sedoheptulokinase-like. Gene Ontology annotation, cellular component: cytosol. Gene Ontology annotation, biological process: glycerol metabolic process; phosphorylation. The record is from RefSeq and is a predicted model, not a curated record. Gene Ontology annotation, molecular function: sedoheptulokinase activity. Lineage: Eukaryota; Metazoa; Arthropoda; Arachnida; Sarcoptiformes; Pyroglyphidae.